Molecule: messenger RNA, 909 nt
Organism: Fonsecaea multimorphosa CBS 102226
Lineage: Eukaryota; Fungi; Ascomycota; Eurotiomycetes; Chaetothyriales; Herpotrichiellaceae
Exons: 3
Coding region: 1-909 (302 amino acids)
Source: RefSeq, a predicted model, not a curated record
AUGUACCGACCUAUUUCGGAGGCGAGGCUCCACUUUCUGCUUCUGGUACAUCUGCUCGCAAGCGUCACGGCUUUGGAGGUCACCUAUCCCAAGAUCGGGACCAUCUAUCCUACGAAAGGUCCGCUUGACGUGCAAUGGCAGUCAAAUGACGACCUUGAUCCCACGGAGCUUGCAAUCUACCUAGCAACGUAUAGUGGGCAAACUUUGAAGAGCGAACAGCGGUGUAUUGUUGCCACUAUAGACGAUGGAUCUACUGCCAUCACUUUGAGUCAACCGCCACCACAAGGGGACUCUUGGACUUGGAUGUUCUAUGACAACGACCUGAUCAUCUCUCUCGGCAAUAACUAUAUCGCACAGUCGGUGCAUUUCCAGUUCCAGAGCGCCACGCCAACCCCAACCCCAAUCGCGUCUGCAGGGAGUUCUUCGAAAGGCCUAUCACCAGGCAUCGCGGCGGCCAUUGGCGUCGGAGGGACCCUUGUUGUGGUGGCUUUGGGGCUGUUCGUCGGCUACUGCUGCUUCUAUCGACGACGGCAACAGAAGAAGCGCGAAACCAUCAGUGCCUUGCCCUACACGCCGGGUCACCGAUACUCCAAGCAGGAGCUGGACAGUAAACCCGGCACAGCUCAUGGCCCACCACUCUCCAGUUCCUCAAAUCCACCGUCCUAUGCUGGGAUCAAGGAACCAGCGCAGCACGAGAUGGAAGUCUAUCCGAGCAGCCCGUCCACGCCUUUGUCAUCGGGCAAUGUGGUAUCGCCUGGCGCCGAGCUCUCGGUCAACGCCCGUCACUCGCAUCUCCCGCGCCAGCACGUCAACACGCCGUCCUCGCCAUGGAGCGAAUUAGCUCCAUCCCCCGCACGGCAUGAAAUGUAUCACGAUCCGCAUCGCGCCUUUCCUCAAGAACUACCCUGA